This is a messenger RNA of Dipodomys ordii (Ord's kangaroo rat), 2468 nucleotides long. It is a transcript of the gene Nck2, whose product is annotated as NCK adaptor protein 2. The transcript has 4 exons. NCBI's taxonomy places the organism in Eukaryota, Metazoa, Chordata, Mammalia, Rodentia, Heteromyidae. Gene Ontology annotation, biological process: positive regulation of endoplasmic reticulum stress-induced intrinsic apoptotic signaling pathway; negative regulation of PERK-mediated unfolded protein response; negative regulation of endoplasmic reticulum stress-induced eIF2 alpha phosphorylation. The coding region runs from base 156 to 1298 and encodes 380 amino acids. Gene Ontology annotation, molecular function: protein binding. The record is from RefSeq and is a predicted model, not a curated record.
CCAGAUGAAGAUUCACUGAGAUUUGAGUUGGAUUCGAGAGUUUGUCAGAUCUCCACAUCUUUGUAAGUUCAGCGGUGAUAUCAUCAGCUAAAAACCUCAUCUGUGUUUGCCAGUCACCUCUUGUUGCUUUGUGCCAAAGAAGGACUCCAUGAAAGAUGACAGAAGAAGUUAUUGUCAUAGCCAAGUGGGACUACACAGCCCAGCAGGACCAGGAGCUUGACAUCAAGAAGAAUGAGCGCCUAUGGCUGCUGGAUGACUCCAAGACGUGGUGGCGGGUGAGGAAUGCAGCCAACAGGACGGGCUAUGUGCCAUCCAACUAUGUGGAGCGCAAGAACAGCCUGAAGAAGGGAUCCCUGGUGAAAAACCUCAAGGACACACUAGGCCUGGGCAAGACGCGCAGGAAGCCGAGCGCACGGGACGCAUCCCCAACGCCCAGCACGGAUGCAGAGUACCCCGCCAAUGGCAGCGGCGCCGACCGCAUCUAUGACCUCAACAUCCCCGCCUUUGUCAAGUUCGCCUACGUGGCCGAGCGGGAGGACGAGUUAUCCCUGGUGAAGGGCUCGCGCGUCACGGUCAUGGAGAAGUGCAGCGAUGGCUGGUGGCGUGGCAGUUUCAACGGGCAGAUUGGCUGGUUUCCCUCCAACUACGUGCUGGAGGAGGUGGACGAGGCGGCGGCGGAGGCCCCGAGCUUCCUGAGCCUGCGCAGGGGCGGCGCCAUGAGCAAUGGCCAGGGCGCACGGGUGCUGCACGUGGUGCAGACCCUGUACCCCUUCAGCUCGGUCACAGAGGAGGAGCUCAACUUCGAGAAGGGGGAGACCAUGGAGGUGAUCGAGAAGCCCGAGAAUGAUCCCGAGUGGUGGAAAUGCAAAAACUCCCGGGGCCAGGUGGGCCUUGUCCCCAAGAACUACGUGGUGGUCCUCAGUGAUGGGCCAGCCCUGCACCCCGCGCACGCCCCGCAGAUCAGCUACACGGGGCCCUCGUCCAGCGGGCGCUUCGCGGGCCGGGAGUGGUACUAUGGCAACGUGACGCGCCACCAGGCCGAGUGCGCGCUCAACGAGCGGGGCGUCGAGGGCGACUUCCUCAUUAGGGACAGCGAGUCCUCGCCCAGCGACUUCUCCGUGUCUCUCAAAGCAUCAGGGAAGAACAAGCAUUUCAAGGUGCAGCUCGUGGACAAUGUCUACUGCAUUGGGCAGCGGCGAUUCCACAGCAUGGACGAGCUGGUGGAGCACUAUAAGAAGGCACCCAUCUUCACCAGCGAGCAUGGGGAGAAGCUCUACCUCGUCAGAGCCCUGCAGUGACAGUGGUGCAGUGACCUUGCCAUGCCACACCAGCUCCGGGCCUCACCAGAGCCGCUGCCCACCUGGCUCUGCCACCCAUUGAGGGUCUGCAGCAUCCAGGGUCCAGCCUGGAUCAGCCUCACAGCCUGAUCUUUCUAUUCAGCUCGGUUUGUUUCACAUCUGCCACCCCAGGCCCUUACAGCCUCGUGCACGCCCACUGAGAGUGGCAGGUAGAGGGGCAGGUGAGCCUGUUCACUUUCUUUUUAGUUGGAAACAACAGUUGGUCAGUGAUCCUCUCAAAUUGCUCAUGUCGUAGAAUCCCCAGUAAAAGGCCAGGGGUGCAGUUGGAAACGUGAGGCCAUACGUAGCUUAGCAAUGGAGUGAACCUCAACCCCUCAGAAAGCCCAUCAGAGGGCUGAGGCUCCCCUGUGUCCACACAACAGGUUCCGGCUGGCCAGCAGCCCCCAGUACCAGGCCUGUGCCCCCAGUUGGUUCCAGACCCUACCGGGAAUUGGUGCAUUUGCAGAGCAAUAUUGGAACCACAGGGAGAUGGCAGUAAGGAGACUGUCCAGUGCCUUUGAGGCUGUGAUUGCAAUAAUGAAGACUUUCAUGGGAGUGCAACAGAGAGCCCUGAUGCAGAGAGACAGAUGUUUUGGUGAUUUCGACCAUGUGCCAUCCAUAUAGUGCUUUUUUCCUCUUGCCCUUUGGCUUGUUUGAAUUUCACAAUUAUGUAUUUAAUUCUCAAAGUAAUAGGUAUCUGUAGCCUUUUGUUGACACUAAUAACAGAUGAUUAAGGAAAACAGCUGAUCUUUGGGGAAGGGGAGCUACCAAUACUUUAUAUACCUACACUAUAUAUAUAUAUAUAAUAUAUGUAUAUUAUAUAUAUAUUAUUUGCUUUACAGGGAAAUUUUUCAGGGUUUACAAAAGAAUAUGUGAUUGGUAGUAAGAGACACAGAAUGUUUAUGAAAAUACUGCAUUUUCUUUUUUCUUUACAUUUGAACUUCUUUAUAGUUUGAAUAUAGAGUCUUGAGAUGGCACAUUCCUACAAUUGAAGAAGGGGGUCUUGAGAUCCUCUAAACUUGCAUACUCAAGAUUUUUGGAUAUUGUAAUAAAAAAAAGUAUUAUGACAACUAUGUGUGUGUCUCUGUAUGUGUGUGUGUGUGUGUAAGAAACCUCACCGGUGACUGGCUA